Molecule: messenger RNA, 587 nt
Organism: Scomber scombrus (Atlantic mackerel)
Lineage: Eukaryota; Metazoa; Chordata; Actinopteri; Scombriformes; Scombridae
Product: T-cell immunoreceptor with Ig and ITIM domains-like
Exons: 5
Coding region: 1-471 (156 amino acids)
Molecular function (GO): cell-cell adhesion mediator activity
Source: RefSeq, a predicted model, not a curated record
AUGACUCAGAGUUGCCCACUCAACUAUAAAGAUUUACCUGAGGGGAAGAAGAAUAUCGCCACUUACAGUGAACACUAUGGACAAACAGUGAAUGAUGGUUUUCAGGGGAAAGUGGAGUUUAAAGAUGCUGGACUGAAGAACUGCUCCAUAGUUAUCAGGAAGGUGACGGAGCAGGAUGAAGGCUGCUAUCUCUGUUUGUUUAACACGUUUCCUGAUGGAUCUCUGACAGGAAAAACCUGCCUCCAUCUCUAUGGUUUUGGUGAUGAAUCUGAAUCUGAAAAGAAUUUCACCUUGAUUGUUGCAUCAUUCACAGUAGUGGCCUUUAUUUGUGUCGCUGUAGUCGUCACUGUCGUUUUCCUGCUCAAACAUAAACAUAAGAACAGGUCUAACAGAUGUGAUACAAACACAGCAGACUGUGAUGGUGAAAGUAGGAGAAGAUGUUCAUCUCAGCUGUCAACUCAUGCAGACUAAAGAUGUUCUUCAGGUCACCUGGCAGAAAGAUUUAUCUGAGGGGAAGAAGAAUCUUUGCAGCUACAACAAAUACUUUGGACAAACAGUGAAUCCUGAUUUUAAGUAUAAAGUGGAGU